Molecule: messenger RNA, 2526 nt
Organism: Lineus longissimus
Lineage: Eukaryota; Metazoa; Nemertea; Pilidiophora; Heteronemertea; Lineidae
Product: acid phosphatase type 7-like
Exons: 11
Coding region: 76-1425 (449 amino acids)
Molecular function (GO): metal ion binding; acid phosphatase activity
Source: RefSeq, a predicted model, not a curated record
ACAAUAUGGUAGACGACCCUGUUUCAUAAGAUUUACUAUUAAUGACACUCCUUGAGCUUCAUCAGUGUCGGAAUCAUGCAUAUUUUAGUGGUGUUGUCAGUAUUUUGUUUCUUCUCACUCUCGUAUCAAAAUGGUACUACUCCAGAGCAGAUCCACAUAGCCUAUGGUGCAUAUCCCAGUGAAAUGGUAUUAACAUGGAACACUCGACAAAACACAAAUGUCUCUACUGUCCAGUAUGGGUUAAAGGCUCCAAAUACUCCUGUAAAAGGAUCUAUGGUAAUGCUCGGCGGACCAUUUGGGAUACUGCAAGAUAUUCAGUUUGUGCAUAAAGUCAAGCUGACUGGCCUAAAACCGGGGGCUAGAUAUGUUUAUCGCUGUGGAAGUCCAUCAAACUGGAGUCGGGUAUAUAACUUUACUACAAUGCAAGAUGGAACUAACUGGAGUCCAAGGUUGGCCAUCUAUGGUGAUAUGGGGUUCAAAAAUGCCAAGUCUAUGCCCUUCCUGCUAAAAGAAAUGGAAAAGGGUGAUUUUGAUGCUGUUUUGCAUGUUGGAGAUAUGGCCUAUGACAUGGCAGAUAAUAGAGGAAGAACUGGUGAUGCAUUCAUGAACCUGAUCCAACCUCUUGCAGCAAAGAUUCCCUACAUGACCUGUGUGGGAAACCAUGAAUGGCACUACAACUUCACUAACUACAAGACCCGUUUUGCUGGAAUUGGUGGGGGAAAAGGAGAUGGCGAAGGCUUUUUCUAUAGUUUUGACAUAGGACCAGCUCAUAUAAUUUCCCUGUCUACUGAGUUUUAUUUCUACAUCAUGUAUGGAAUCGAACAAGUGGGAAAACAGUAUGCAUGGCUUGAAAAGGACUUAGCUGAAGCAAAUAAACCAGAAAAUCGAGCCAAGCGACCUUGGAUUAUAACAAUGGGUCAUCGACCGAUGUAUUGUUCCAAUGAUGCAGCUCAACUAUGUGAAUACCAAGAGACUCCUGUUCGAGUUGGUGUUCCCUACCUCCACCUCUAUGGCAUGGAGCCCUUGUUUAAGAAAUAUGGCGUGGAUCUGGCUAUCUGGGCUCAUGAACACUCAUAUGAGAGGCUGUGGCCUGUCUAUGAUAGAAAGGUUAUGAAUGGCAGCAAGGAGGCACCAUAUACGAAUCCGAAAGCUCCUGUCCAUAUCAUCACAGGCUCAGCGGGUUGCAUUGAGAAGAUAGAUCCAUUUGUUGGACCUUUUCCCGAGUGGUCUGCAUUCAGGCUGUCUGAUUAUGGCUACACUAGGAUGAAGAUCCGCAAUGCCACCCACCUCGAUCUGGAACAGUUCUCAGUUGAUAAGGGGCCAAAUGGUGCUAUUGUUGAUAAGUUUACUAUAAUCAAGGAUAAGCAUGGUCCAUACACUGACGAUGAGGAUGAGACCUUGAGGUGGCGUCAAUACAAGCCAUAAUAACAACACAGUCCAUUAGGAAGAUUGGAGAGGAUUUGUCACAGAACACUAUAUCCCAAACCCAGAAGUUUGGGGCGAACUAAAACCAUGGUAUUACUUGAGUAAAGAAUGAUAUUUGUUUGCCAAAUUACAAACCAUUGACCAUUAUUUGUCUGUUUAUAGUAGCAUUUUAGGUAAGUUGCCACAGAAGUUUUUGUCUUGUCAUGUAAUUGACACUCACUCAAACAUUUGCUUUUUUUUUGUCUAAAUUCUGAAUCAUGUGCAUGAAUGUACAUGUGCAUGUAUGUAUUAUUCGUAAUCUGUCUCAUAGUAUGUAAACUACAUGUAUGGAAAGAUCAUCUUCAGGGUCAACAUUGAUUGUGAGAACCAGUCAAGGUGUCCAGAAAGAUGUUAAACCUAUAGAGGGGAACGCAGUGAUCCUUUAAAAGCUGGUCAAGGAUCUUUCAAGUGUUCUUGCCUGUUUAUCAAAAGAAGAGGUAUUUAUAAUUUGCAAGCUGUACAUACAUGUACAUGUAUAUUGCUAAAUGCUUUAUCACAACGAAAAGGUUUUUGUGUGGGGCCUCCACUCCAAUCAAAUGCUACUCUGGCAAGCCUGGGUAUGCAUAACUAAUAUUGUAAAUAUCAAUAGGUCACGACCUUUUCUCCAGCCAAUCAGAAGUAAUGUUUUGUAAACAAAGCCACGCGGCGUAACCGCGGACUGAGCACUAUUGUUAUGUUCGUACUUAAAGCAAUUCGCUGGUACGCGCUGUUCAUUCCCAGUAGAAGGUUCAAUACACCGAAACGUCGGACAGAUUAUAUUACAUUGUGGUGCUUGUUUAUUUAUUUCAACAAGCCUGGGUAUGCAUACCUAAAUGCAUGCAUGUGUUCUUUCUGUUGAUUUCAAAAUAUCAUCAGGCUGCUCAUUUUACCAUAAUGUUACAAUGUACAUGUAGCUGUGUGAAUGCAUUACUUUACAAAUGUUCGCAAAUAUGUUAUUACGGGUCAUGAGCAAAAGUCGUGAUCAGAAGCAGCUGAUGUUUUCUUGUAUGUUAUAAGAUCUCUGGUCUGUUAUUCAGGUCAAGGUUGAUGAUAUAGUAAAUAAAGAAUUUUCAGUAAAAUGAA